Neospora caninum is the source of this 1581-nucleotide messenger RNA. RefSeq lists its product as hypothetical. The record is from RefSeq and is a predicted model, not a curated record. Bases 1 to 1581 code for a protein of 526 amino acids. Lineage: Eukaryota; Apicomplexa; Conoidasida; Eucoccidiorida; Sarcocystidae. The transcript has 4 exons. Gene Ontology annotation, cellular component: zeta DNA polymerase complex.
AUGCUUCCCAUGUCGGCGGGCGGCGCAGACACCGUCGAUACCCUCGUCGCGUUUUUGGAAGCGUGGUUCCAUCAUCUUCUCUGCCUUCGCGGAGUGUAUCCUGCAGCUUUCUUUCGUCGCGUUCGCCUUUUUGGCCAGUUUGUGUGGUGGAGCCAGGCAAAAGCGGUUUCUUCCUACAUUCGCGAACUGUGCAUUUCCUUGCGCGAGAGUCUCCAGCGCCGUCUCCUUCCUUUGAUUCGUCUGGCUAUUUUCGACAAGAACAACUCAGUUCUUGAGUGGUUCGACUUUUGCUUUUCGUACGCCUCCUCGUCCUUCUCGUCUUUGACCUUCCCGCAACUUUCGUCAGUGGAACGAUGCCACCACGACGGAGGAGAGCCCGCCGGAGCCGCGCUGAAUUUGGCGAGAAAUUCAGCUUUGGGCUGCGAGAGUGAGAGAGACAGCGAAAGGGAAGGGCAGCACUCACACCGCCAAGACGGGGAGACCAAGGCAAAGCCGAGGAAGAGCGAAAGUGCGGCCGGGGGCCGUUUCUGGUGCCGAAAAAGAUGGAGGGAGUUCGAAGGACCGGUGGACGAGACGCCGCGGGCCGGCGACGAAGAUGGUGAUGACGUCAACCGGACCCAGAAAUCCAGGCGCAGAAACCCCAGCUCAGGGCCGAAAGAACGCAAUGAGUUCCCGCUGCCUGAGUAUCCAGCUGAACACUUCCGCGAUGUUUUGACUCGGCUGGAGGUCAGCAGCUUCUGGAUAGACGACUUUCGCGAGGAAGGCCAAGGAGAGGGAGAAGCUCCAGAGCACGAAGACGAGCAAAGGACAAGGGAGCGGCGACGCAGGUCCAGACAGUUGGAGAAGCGGCCGAUCGGUUCCGCGAAGCUGCAGGAAGGCCAGGCUCUGCUUAAUAGGAGAAAAGCAUGCGCGUUUCGCAUCUUCGUGGAAGUGGAUCCAACUGUUCUCUCGCGCCUCGUGGAAGCUCGGAAAAGUACAGGUUUGCGCCCGAGUCCCUCACCACCCGAUGAGGAUCUUCACGCCGUCCAGAGACUUCGCUGCAGCUGGAUGCCUUCCUUGCCUUCUUUUUCUCCAUUUGCGUCUCCGUCUUGGGCCUCGUCAGCCUGUCUCCCUUCGUCUCCUUCGGGUUCUGCCCCGGCGCUGACGCGGCCGUCCAAGGCUGCUCUGCCGCUCGACAGAGAAACAGAAGUCUCUGUCCUCGUUUCCGCAUUUCCCUUUUGCGUCCACUCGUCCUUCGCCUCCGCUUCUUCUCUCGCCGCCUCCUCGCCGCGCGGUUUUCUCGCCGUCUUCGCGAGUGUGCCUACGCACAGCAAGAAGGCGACCACCUGUCAGGCUCUCUCCCGUUCUCCCUCGUCUUCGACUGUCCUUUCCUCGGACUACCUUCACGAGUUUCGCAGAAAUACGCCCGAGAUCCAGGCAACGCGGGACAGGAAGGAAGGCACGAAGACAGAGAACAAGGCAAAACACAAAACAGAAAAGGCAGAGAAGAGGAGAGCGGAAGCGAACGAGCUCGAGGCGGAGAAGGCAAACCUCUGGUUAGCAGCGGCUGAUCUCGUUGGAUUCCCCGAGCGUCCAACGUAA